AUUAAAUACUUGUGCUUAAUCGAUUAAUAGUCGAUUUUUGCCUUAUAUCACACCCAGUCUUCGUCUUCUUCGCCAUUCCCUUUUUCGAAUCAGAGAAACCCUAGCUUCUUCCCCUCUCAAUUUUUCUCAAUCUUCAUCAUAAAAUUCUCAAAUUUCUUCCAUUUUUUUGCCAAAUUUCAUCAAUUACAAAAAGGAAGAAUGCCAAGGUGCAAGAAUGCUUCCUCGGGUCAAGAAACGGCGGCAGAGGAGAAUGAGAGGCCAUGGCGUCGUGAAGGGAGCAAGUAUAUUCACAUUCAAACGGGUCUCGCCUUCAACACUGGAGCUUCCGUCAAGAGGCUCCACAACAUCUUCCUCACGAAGGAGAUCGUCUCUCCCAAGAUCGUGAACAAGGACCUCUUCAAAUCGGCGACCUAUGCUCCGAGUAAGUCUAUGUUUCUUCAGCAAGACAUUCCUCGGGACACUCAGGUGCCGGUCAAGAAGACGUGUUUCAUCACUGAAGCCAAGUUUUCCCGGAUCGUGUAUCGAGAGGAGGGCGAUGCUGCACCAAAUCUGGAUCUGAUAGUCGCCAAAGAAGAAGAAGAAAGCCAAAACGAGAAUCAAGCUGAGUCAUCUCAAGCCGGAGGAAGUCGAGCCACAGAGCGCGUCACUCGUCAACGGAGGACUCGUCCGAGAGAAGAAGCACCGGAACCUUCUUGGGUGAAGAAGAUCUUCGAUACUCUCAUGUGCAUCCGAGAUGACGUUCGCCAGCUCAACGAGAGGAUGACUCGUCUUGAGCAAUCUCGCUCCUACCGUGGCCCGCGUCACAGCUUUGGCGGAGGAGCUCGUCCGGCGAACUCUCUUUGAUUGUUAUUUUCUCUUGACUGAUUAUGAUACAUUGUUAUUUGUUGUGACUCUUUUGGUGGAUGAUGAUGUUUCCUUUCGAUGAUGCUAGUUGAUAUUAACUGUUUAUGUAUUAAUAUCAUUGUUGGUGUGACAAUAUUAUUCUUAUUUAGAACAUAUUGUCCCCUUGUGGCAUUUUAAAGAAAACUCUUGCCAUCUU
This is a messenger RNA of Cuscuta campestris, 1039 nucleotides long. The record is from the annotation of a GenBank genome assembly. NCBI's taxonomy places the organism in Eukaryota, Viridiplantae, Streptophyta, Magnoliopsida, Solanales, Convolvulaceae.